Messenger RNA from Triticum turgidum subsp. durum (durum wheat), 2028 nucleotides. The record is from the annotation of a GenBank genome assembly. NCBI's taxonomy places the organism in Eukaryota, Viridiplantae, Streptophyta, Magnoliopsida, Poales, Poaceae.
AUGCUGAGCUAUUUCACCACCAACAGCCCGGUUGUUUUCCGUCUCUCCAUGAGCAGGAAGAUGAAAGAUGCCCUUGAAAUGAUAGAUGAAUUGGUUGUGGAGAUGAAUAACUUUCACUUCCUACCACAUGCCGAGGCACCAAGCAUUGAUCAUCCGCAGACGCACUCCCGUGUCAAUGAAUCAGAGAUAGUCGGCAGGCAAAAUGAGAAGGAACAAGUGGUGAAGAUAUUGCUCGAUUACUCCUACAACAGUGAAGAAAAUAAUAGUAAUGUCAUGGUCCUCCCCAUAGUUGGUAUGGGGGGGAUUGGUAAGACUACCCUUGCCCAACUUGUGCACAAUGAUCAGAGGGUGAAGCAUCAUUUUGAGUUGGUCAUAUGGGUCUGUGUCUCUAACAAGUUCGUUAUCGAAGAAAUUGUUCGAUCUGUAAUACAAGUUGACAUGAUGAACAAGUGUGAAUUGACUGAGAUGGAGGCACUGCAGAAGAAGCUUGGUGAAGUGUUGGGCAAUAAUACAUACCUCCUAGUGUUGGAUGAUGUUUGGAAUGAAGAUAGACAGAAGUGGGAUGAUAUGAGAUCUUUGUUAUGCUCACAUGCUGGCUCAGGCAAUGCUAUAAUUGUUACAAGCCGCAGCUAUCAAGUUGCUUCUAUCAUGGGCACAAAUCCUCCACAUCAGAUAUCACUUCUAAAAGAGGAUCAAUCAUGGGAGCUUUUUCAUACGAAUGCAUUUGGAAGGGUAGUGGAAAAGACAGAAGAAAUUAUUUCAGUGGCUAAGAGUAUUGUACACAAGUGUAAGGGGUUGCCUCUUGCUAUCAAGACCAUCACAACGUUACUUCAUUUGAAGGACCACAAUCAGUGGUUUUCUGUUCUGGAUAGUGAUGUGUGGAAGGAUGACAUCGUCACAACUACUGGAAUUGUACCUGCACUACAGCUGAGCUAUGAUCACUUGUCAUCAGAAGAAAAAAUAUGCUUUUCCUUCUAUGCUAUUUUCCCCAAGUACAGAUGGAUGGAUAAAGAGAUGUUAAUCCAGCUAUGGAUGGCAAAUGACUUUAUUGCAUCAGAAACAAGAGGCCAAGAAAUUUUUGAUGUGCUAGUUUGGAGAUGUUUUCUCUUAGAUGCGGAGAUUCAACGAGAUAACUUCAUGUACCAACCAACCACUUGCAAGAUGCAUGAUCUCAUGCAUGAUCUUGCUCACCAUGUAAGUGGAAAUGAUUGCUUCAUUCUGCAAGAAUCUUCAUCAUGUAAAGAAAUUCUGCAAGGAUGCACACAUGCUAGUUCAUUACAGCAUGAGGUUCGACACUUGACACUUGAUUAUAUCAGCAAUGAUACUAUUGCAGCCAUGAAGGAAAUUCUAGCUCCACGACCCCGCACGAUAUUAAUCCAGGAUAUAUCCAAGUCUCUGAGUAUGGCCAAGAAAAAAUCCAUGUCCUUGCGAGCAUUGAAUACACUCUCGAUCAAGAAAAAUUUGAUAAAUUUGAAGCAUCUUCGCUAUCUAGAUUGUUCUAAGUCCAAUAUUUCUACAUUGCCUGAAGCCACUACCAUGUUGUAUAGCUUGCAAACAUUGAAGCUCAUUGAUUGCAAAGAGCUUAAGAAAUUGCCAGAAGGCAUGAGAUAUAUGAGCAGUCUUCGGCACAUCCUCCUUGUUGGGUGUGAGAGUUUGAGCCGCAUGCCACGGGGUAUUAGUCAGCUGACUUCUCUACACACUUUGACGGAUUAUUUCAUUGAUUACGAUGCAGGUUGUGGAAUUGAUCAACUGAAAAAUCUGAAUCUAGGUGGUGGUCUUUCUUUGUCGGAGCUGAGAAAAGUGCAUAGUGCAGAAAAUGCUAAAGAAGGCAAUAUAUCCCCCAAGCAUAAAUUGAAACGAUUAUCACUCGAUUGGUAUGGCAAUAUAUCCGUCAGAAGUUAUGAAGAUGAAGUAGAUAGUAAUGCAGAAGGAAUAUUAGAGGCCCUUCGUCUUGACAAAAGGCUUGAAGUUUUACAGUUAUCUAAUUAUACCGGUGCUAAAUUGUCAUCAUGGAUGCACAAAUGUUAG